AUGUUCAUCCUGACGAAGAUCGCCGACUUGGUGCAAAUUGCGCCGGAGGAUUUCUCCAAGCGCAGCAUAGACGCAAUCGAGGACAAUAUCAAUGCCAAAUACUCUAAUAAAGUUAUUCAAAAGAUUGGACUUUGUAUCUGCUUGUAUGAUUUGCAGUGGGCUUCAGAAGGUCUCAUUGGUCAUGGCACAGGUCUGGUGAACGUGAACACUGAGUUUCGUAUGGUCGUAUUCCGUCCCUUCAAAGGCGAAGUCAUGAUUGGCAGAAUACGAAGUUCUACACCAGCAGGUAUCAAUCUGAGAACAGAUUUCUUUGACGAUAUCUUUGUGCCAUUUGAGGAGUUACCAGAGGGUGCUGAGUACAACCACAGCGAACAACUCUGGAUCUGGAAUCUCGAUGAGGACCGACUCUUCUAUGAUAACCAUGAGAUGGUUCGCUUUCAAGUCAUCGAUGAGGAGUGGCAUGAUCAAGCUCCCGCUGGACCAACACAAGCCGAAGAUUCGCCCUUGAAAACCCCGUACCGCAUCAAGGCCAGUAUGGCUGCUGAAGGAUUAGGUGUAUGUCUCUGGUGGGAUGGAGCAUAG
Messenger RNA from Fusarium subglutinans, 582 nucleotides. RefSeq names its product RPC25-DNA-direcred RNA polymerase III. The transcript is spliced from 5 exons. The record is from RefSeq and is a predicted model, not a curated record. Bases 1 to 582 code for a protein of 193 amino acids. Gene Ontology annotation, cellular component: RNA polymerase III complex. Gene Ontology annotation, biological process: DNA-templated transcription; transcription initiation at RNA polymerase III promoter. NCBI's taxonomy places the organism in Eukaryota, Fungi, Ascomycota, Sordariomycetes, Hypocreales, Nectriaceae.